This is a messenger RNA of Racocetra persica, 432 nucleotides long. The record is from the annotation of a GenBank genome assembly. NCBI's taxonomy places the organism in Eukaryota, Fungi, Glomeromycota, Glomeromycetes, Diversisporales, Gigasporaceae.
AUGUAUAGGAUCAUUGUCAGAAUUAGGAACUUGAUCAACGAAUGUCAUCAUCAACUUGCUCGUUGGUUAUGUGAGAAUUAUGAGAUCAUAUUAAUACCAAUAUUCGAAACCUCGAACAUGGUUCUUAAAAACAAGAGAAAGAUCAGGUCGAAGACCGCGAGGAUGAUGCUGACAUGGUCAUAUUAUAGAUUUAGGAUGUUUUUACACCACAAAGCUAGGGAAUUUGCGAGUUGUAAAGUUAUCGAAUGUACCGAAGAAUACACAUCUAGAGCAUGCGGUAACUGCGGAUCGAUCAAUAAAAAACUUGGUGGAUCCAAGAUUUUUAGAUGUGAUUCUUGUAGUUUAGAAAUAGAUAGAGACAUGAACGGUGCCAGAAAUAUCUUACUCAAACGUAUCACAGAGGGUCAGGUUAAUCCUGACUUUGGGACUUGA